Messenger RNA from Heterobasidion irregulare TC 32-1, 150 nucleotides. RefSeq lists its product as uncharacterized. The coding region runs from base 1 to 150 and encodes 49 amino acids. The record is from RefSeq and is a predicted model, not a curated record. The transcript has a single exon. Lineage: Eukaryota; Fungi; Basidiomycota; Agaricomycetes; Russulales; Bondarzewiaceae.
AUGACGGUCCUCCCUCUGAGCAGGUUGCACGGAGAAUAUAAGCUUUUGUGUAUAUCUUGUACAUGCUCAUUCUCGACGAUCCGCUUCGCUCAGCCAACUACGCUGAUCCAUCCGUCUUCGUUGCUGCCAAUCGGACAAAGAUGCCCAUGA